Lytechinus pictus (painted urchin) is the source of this 4405-nucleotide messenger RNA. RefSeq lists its product as uncharacterized. Gene Ontology annotation, molecular function: protein binding. The record is from RefSeq and is a predicted model, not a curated record. The transcript has 2 exons. Lineage: Eukaryota; Metazoa; Echinodermata; Echinoidea; Temnopleuroida; Toxopneustidae. The coding region runs from base 14 to 718 and encodes 234 amino acids.
UUUCUUCACAGCAAUGCAAGAGGCUUACAUGACACAGUUUACACAGUGCUACGUUGACAGCACAGAAGAAACGUUACUAAGAAAAUUCUGCAACUCUGAUUUUGUUCUGAAGUUGAAGAUAAAAACGAUUCGUGACUCCAAAGAUGGUAAAAAGUACAUCGGCGAUACCAACCCUGAAAAACUCGACAUCCUUAAGCAAGGUUCCCUCAAGUCGAAAGAUCUUCAAAAGCUUAUCUUCUACGUCCGCGAGGGCGCCAACUGCCAAUGUGACAUGCUAGAACGCAGUGGGAACUACCUUCUCGUCAUGGGCGUCAGGGACAGCAGAAAGAACCGGAAGUUGUUCAUGACCUUCGUCCACAGCUGGGUGAAGACGCGCGACUUCCGGCGCGCGAUCAAGGGGUUUGAAGACCCGGGCAUGUGCGAGAGCCUGGAGACGGCGACGGAGGGUCGACCGGAGGAGGUCGCCCCACAGGACACAGAGCCGCAGGAAAUUACCCCUUCCGAUGAUGCUAUGCUGGUUGGUCAGACCAAUACUCCGGUCAACGAUGGCGUACCUACAACACACCAGAUCAUGGCGGAUGAGACGCCCUCUCCGGCCAAGACCAACACGAGGCGGGAGAGGAAACAAAGGAGACGCCCUCGCGAUCGUCAACGGAAAAACCGCGACAGGGAAAACCGGGAAAUACCUGUUAGGAGAGCUCGGUCUAAAUGGGAUUAAAGGUCAAAGGUCACAUCCUGAACAUUUGUGGACUCUGUUAGGUCCGUCCUUUCAAAGAUAAUGUGUACCCUUCUAUCAUGAAAACGAGGAAUGGAGCGUGAACGAAACUAAAGAAUAUUGAUCUUGAACCAUUGGGUGUGCAUGGGCACAUUUUUAUUCAGUCCCAUACUAUACCAGUCUACAUCCCUUUUAUAUCUAGGCAAAAUUAAAUGUUCAUCUGUUACACGUCCUACAAAUCUUAGCCACUUCACAGCUCUCUUAGACAAAUGUGAAGUGUUUAUAAAUUCCAUUUAAGUGAUCUAAGUGAUGAUUCAUCAUUGUGUAUCAUACGAAUAGACGGUACGACUUCGUUAGGUAUUGUGUGUGAAAAAAAGGUAAAAAAUUAACUUGGUUAUUGUGUGCUAUGCUUAUAGGUGUUGUAACGAGUACACACAAAACUAAUGAACAUGAUCAACGCUCUUUGUUCAUGUAUAUCGUUCCAUCAAGUAACGUUUUAAAGAGGCUUAUGAAAUUUGUGGACCUCUUGUCAGUUUCUUGGUACCUUUUGAAGAAUUGUUACACUGUUAAAAUAAUGGCGAGACUUGUCGACAAGCAUUAUUUAUUGCUAUGUCAGAUUAAGCUCAGACAAUCUCGCAGUUAAUGUAAAACUGUUCCUUUGUAAUAAUACACUUGAUAUGAUAUUUGCUGGUCUAUUCUACCAUAUUAUCUGGGGUUUUUUGGUGAAUAAACAACACGUAGUAUAGAUCACAAAAAAAUCUAACAGUUUCAAAAUGGAAAUUGGAUAAUCGUUACCCGAUAAAUAUGUCGUUUCCUCUUCACCAAGUAAGCAUCAAAGGAUCAAACGGCACACGAGCAUAAUAACAUAAUACUCGUGAGUUGUAGGGCCACUAAACAGUGUCCACUUGCGAGGAACACGAAUUUGUAUGAAGCCCGUAGACCCGGGAUCGUGUUCACGGAAUAUCGGGCGUUUUGGUCUUGAGCCUCGUAUGUAGCUGUAAGACCGUUGGGAAGUUUGACUCGUGGUGUGCCGAAUGACUCGUGGGCCGAACGACACUUGGACUGCAUAACUCGUAGGCUAUUUAGGUCGUGGAGAGUGAGACUUCUACAAAGAAAGAUCCUUAGCUGUUUGACUCGGGUCUUGCUCGUGGAUUCCUACUUCGCGAGUUGAACAACUCGUGGUUCACUCGUGGACUGCCUUACUCGUGGGCGUCUAGUUCGUGAAUCGUGUGACUCGUGAACUGAACGAAUUUUUUGCUGAAUGGUUCUUGGACUACAAUCAUGAAUCAGAGGCUCGUUGAGAAUAGGACCUCAAGAUUGUGAGUCUAUGAGCUUCAUGAAUUUUUUUUUGCUCGUGGGUCGCUAACUCAUAAGCUAUGUGACUCGUGGACUGUAUGACUUGCGGGUGUGUUAAUCGUCUAAAAGUAGUGAGGUUCAGGUAUUUGGUGGUAUAUUUGCCGCCCAGAAACACGCACUCCGACUUGUCGCCUGUAGUGCCUCAACCAAAUGUCCAAGACUUGUGACCAAAAUAAUGAUCGAAUUUUUUUCACAAUGGCCACACAGUCAUAAGUGUUUUAGUAUAAUAUUGCUCUAUCUUCGCAUACAAGUAACUUCAGAUAUGGACAUUAUUCGUUCAAUCAGUGGAAUACAAAUUUUCAACGAUUUGUGUUUUCAAUUUUUUUUCUCGAUGGUUUUGUUUACAUUUAUUCAUGUACGAACGUUAACAAACAAAUAAUUCUCACCUAUAGUUUGUCGAUCUUUAAACAUGCUGAACUAGCUAUAAACUAGAGAAAAUAUUGUACUCGUGUCUUUAAAACAAAGUUCAUUGUAUUAGAAGUGGCAAACUUGUGUAUGUAUCUUUAUGCUUUUAUUAUUGUAUAUAUAAAUAAAAUGGCCGCCGUGAUUUCAGCGUAAAACUAUUAUGCAAAUAAAUGUGCAGUUUGACUGCGCGCCUUGGUUAGUGCGUUAUGUUUGUAUUGUUAUUAAAUGUUUUGAUACAUAACGUUGUUUUUCCCUGGACCAAAAUGACAUUUAAAUGAUUAUUUGAAUUCCAACGAUCCGGUUUGAUUAAUUAGGGUGAUGUUUUCUUACAAAGAUCUAAAAAGACAUAGGAGUUGUUUACAGUCGUGUUUAAGUGCCAGCGCGCAGAUGUUAUAUAACGCGCAAUCUCAUUGGUUGGUGUGCGGUAGCGCGCGUCCUCUUUGAAUUAUUCUGACCAAUGCGAUGAUGCGUUAUGUGCGGCAUGCAACGGAGAAUUAAGUUGCGAUUUAUUGCCACAUUUCAUUCUUUGUGAAACACCGUAAGGAUACUGUUCCAAAAAAUCUCGUAAUCAAUGUCAAGUUAUAAGCUAAGUAACAAUGCACCUCAGGGGCCCGUUGCAGAAAGAGUUGCAAUCAAUCGCAACUCUAAAAAUCAUGCGCAACUUGAUUUUCAACCAAUCAACAGCGCGCAUUUGGGACUUGCGAUUGAUUUUCUGACUUGCGUUUAAAAGCAACUCUUUCUGCAACGGACCCCUGCUUGGGUAAUCCAUCAGUUACACAUGUGAAACCGACUCCAAAGCUAUUACUUGUAUUUCCAAUCACAUACCAUUUUCGAAAUGGGGUCGGUUUGAUUGGUGUUACUGUAGCAUAAAAUAUAGUUUUGCAUGUUCUAUAAAUAGCUACAUUAUUCAAACAACAUAAACAGGCUCAAAUAGUCGAUAUCGACGGAGGAGCCCUAUUUAAACAUCCAUCCAUCCAACAUAAACUUCAAUAUCCGCCAUUUUGAAGACUGUGUAUUGUAUUCUCUAAGUGUACUUUGUAGUAAUGGUUUGUUCUUGCGCACAAAUAAAGAUUUCAAUGUAACAUACAAUGAUGGAGGUUUUUCUAACAUCAAAAUAAUGACACAUUAAAAAAAAAAAAAUUCAAAGUAGGUGCUACUCUGUUAAUGUUAUUUUGUUUGGACGCGCAUGCCUUCAAAUUCUGUUUUUUGGGAAAUAAAUGAAUUUCAUGCGUCCGUGGCUUUGAGUGUUCAAAUAGACGGUUGGUUUGCAUAUAGAAAUUGGUUCUUAAUCUAUUCCUUCACUCAUAUAUUCAAUGGUGGAAUUUCAUGGAUGAUCAUUGAAAGCGAUUUGAAUGGAAGGUUUUUAAGGAUUGUGGCUCGCUGGAUUUGCCUCUGGACUUUGAAUCGCAAGGUUUGGGGUUCAAAUCCAACCGCAGCACCUACGUCGUUUGGCAAGGCGUUUAUCUACAUUUGCCACUCUCCAUUCAGGUGUAGUAAAUGGGUACCCGGUAGGAAGAAAUUCCUUGAAUGCUCAAUGCGCCUGAUUAGGAUAGCCGUGCUAAAGCCGGGGUAAUAGUAUCUAGCGCUUAGAAACAUUUGUAUUAAGUGCUACAUUACACAUUAUUAUCACAAUUGAUUUUAAAAUAUUCAUGUAGGCUAUGGCAAGCGGGAAAUGACUCCAAUACAUAAACCAAAGGCUUAGUUUACUAUUUUCUGUAGAUAUAUAAACCCUGAAUAAUUAUAGCGAAAAUAUGGCUAAUUGCGCUAUAUCGACAUUUUUUCUUGAUUCGUUUCUUUUUUCUACCGUUACAUUUUUUUCCCCGGGGGCAGGGGUCUUUAAUUUCUAGCUGCGAUAUUGCGUGUUUUGUUUAGGAUACAUAGAUGUAAAUAGUUACACUUAUUAUACCUAAUAAAAUAAUCAUAAAAUAA